GUCCCCCCUGCCACCCCCCCCGCCCCCCCGGGUUGGGCCGGCCCCGCCAUGUCGGUGAACAUGGAGGAGCUGCGGCACCAGGUGAUGAUCAACCAGUUCGUGCUGGCGGCCGGCUGCGCCGCCGACCAGGCCAAGCAGCUGCUGCAGGCGGCCCAUUGGCAGUUCGAGACCGCCCUGAGCGCCUUUUUCCAGGAGACCAACAUUCCCAACAGCCACCACCACCACCAGAUGAUGUGCACCCCAAGCAACACGCCGGCCACUCCGCCCAACUUCCCGGAUGCUCUCGCCAUGUUCUCCAAGCUGCGAACCUCCGAAAACCUCCAGAGCAGCAACAGCCCCAUCACCUCCAUGGCCUGCUCCCCCCCGGGCAGUUUCAGCCCCUUCUGGGCCUCUUCACCCCCCAGCCAACAGCCCUCCUGGCUGCCCCCCUCCUCGCCCACAGCCCACGGCCUCCAUCACCACCUGCACCACCCGCAGCCCUCCUGGCCCCCCGCGCCCCCCCCAGCCGCCCCCCCACAGAAAGCCAUGGCCACAAUGGAUGGCCAAAGAUAAGGGGGGGGGGGGGGAGGGGGAGAAACAGGGCCAGGGCGUUUGCAGCAGGGGGGGCUUCCUGAGAAACGCACUGGAAUCAUUUUCUAGGUUUUAUCCUUUGUUGGUUACUUUUUGGGGUGGUGGGGGGGGGUGGUAGGGAGGUGGGGGGGGGGUUUGGGGACGCUGCCGGGAAGGCCCAUGCAAGUUGCUUGCUGGUCUUUUCUCCCCCUAAUUUUUUAUUUUAAAUAUAUAACUAUAAUAUAUAAAUAUAUCUAAUGUAUAUAAAUCCAGAGAGAACCGAGCAGAGGGUGCAACCCCCGGCAAUGCAAGCAAGGGAAUGGGAAGGGGGGAGGGGGGAGGGGGGGGGAAGAUACGAACCCAAAGGGAUGGAGACGGCUGCCUGCACCCGGUCCCAUUGGGACAGCCCCCCCGUGACCCCCCCAGCUUGGGGUGCUGAGAGCAAAACGCAUCUCUGGCUUUUGGGAUCAGCCUGGCUUCUUGCACAGCCCCCCAUCCCUCAUCCCAGCUGGGGGGUGGGGAGCUGUGAUUUCAGAAGGUGAGGGGCUGUGAUGCGACGAGGCGAUGCUCCCCCCAUCCCCACAGCCGCUGCUCGUGGGCCCUUCCUGGUGGAGGCAGUGGG
Molecule: messenger RNA, 1171 nt
Organism: Tympanuchus pallidicinctus (lesser prairie-chicken)
Lineage: Eukaryota; Metazoa; Chordata; Aves; Galliformes; Phasianidae
Gene: UBALD2
Product: UBA like domain containing 2
Exons: 3
Coding region: 49-552 (167 amino acids)
Molecular function (GO): protein binding
Source: RefSeq, a predicted model, not a curated record